CCAGAGACUUCAGCAACUUUUGAAGAGCUGGGUGGAGUGGAUUGAGACAGCCACAGUCACCACAGGUACUUGAGACAUGACGGCUGUUGUCUUCAUAGCCUUCCUGUAUUUGGGAGUGGCCUCAUGUGCUCCAGUACUUGAUCCCAGUUUGGAUGCUGAAUGGCAAGAGUGGAAGAUAAAAUAUGACAAAUCAUAUAGCCUGGAGGAGGAAGAACUGAGGAGAGUGGUUUGGGAAGAAAAUCUGAAAACAAUCAAACUCCACAAUGGGGAGAAUGGCCUGGGUAAGAAUGGCUUCACCAUGGAAAUAAAUGAAUUUGGUGACAUGACUGAUGAAGAAUUCAGGAAAAUGAUGAUUGAAAUACCAGUUCAGACUCACAGAGAGGGAAAAAGUAUUAUGAAACGUGCAGUUGGAAGUAAUUUCCCCAAAUUUGUGGAUUGGCGAAAGAAAGGCUAUGUGACUCCUGUGAGGAGACAGGGCAACUGCAAUGCUUGUUGGGCAUUUGCUGUGACUGGUGCCAUAGAAGCACAGGCAAUCUGGCAAACUGGAAAACUCACCCCUCUGAGUGUGCAGAACCUGUUGGACUGUUCUAAACCUCAAGGCAACAAUGGUUGUCUUGGGGGUGAUACAUACAAUGCCUUCCAGUAUGUUUUGCACAAUGGCGGUCUGAUGUCCGAGGCAACAUAUCCAUAUGAAGGGAAAGAUGGACCAUGCAGGUAUAAUCCAAAGAAUUCAUCUGCUGAAAUUACAGGAUUUGUGUCCCUCCCCCAAAGUGAGGAUAUCCUAAUGGUUGCUGUAGCAACCAUUGGGCCCAUCUCUGCUGGAAUUGAUGCUUCACAUGAGUCUUUCAAGUACUAUAAGGGAGGUAUUUAUCAUGAGCCAAAUUGUAGCAGUAAUUCUGUGACUCAUGGAGUUCUCGUGGUUGGUUAUGGAUUUGAGGGAAAUGAAACCGAUGGUAAUCACUACUGGCUGAUCAAGAACAGUUGGGGUAAAAAAUGGGGCAUUAGAGGCUACAUGAAGAUCGCCAAAGACAAGAACAAUCACUGUGGAAUUGCUUCAUAUGCUCACUACCCUACUAUUUGAGCAGUCUGAUAGCCACAAAGAGGCAUUUGUCAGAAGACAGCAUCUCUAGUGAGAGCUAUCUACUUGUCAGUGACCAGCAUUUGCUUGGAAUAUUCAAGUUCUGUGUCCCUGAAGAGCUACACUGUAAUGUGAAUUAUGUGACCCUUCAACUAUUUCAACAUUAUGAACACUAAUGUUCUAACUAAUGUAUGUUUAUUAUUCCUGCACAAAAUUUCAGUUUUACUGAUUGAGCAAAAAUAAAAU
Molecule: messenger RNA, 1324 nt
Organism: Grammomys surdaster
Lineage: Eukaryota; Metazoa; Chordata; Mammalia; Rodentia; Muridae
Product: cathepsin R
Exons: 8
Coding region: 77-1081 (334 amino acids)
Biological process (GO): immune response
Cellular component (GO): lysosome
Molecular function (GO): cysteine-type endopeptidase activity
Source: RefSeq, a predicted model, not a curated record